AUGCGGCAGUCGGACGGCGGCAGCUCGAGCUCCGACACGCCGCUGCCGCCGCCGGGCGCGCGGGAGCAGGCCGAGGAGGUGGAGGCGGCCGAGCAGGGCCCAGUCGCAGAGGGCGACCGCGUGUACCUGAUCGCCGCGGACUGGUGGGAGGAGUGGCGCCAAUUCUCCGGCUAUCACGCACCCAACGGCCCGCCGCAGAACGCAGACGCAGACGCGGACGCGGGCGCGGUCGCUGAUGGCGCGGACGGCGCUGGCGACGCGGCCGCCGGCGCGCCCGCGGACGCGCCGCCGUCGCCCGCGCCCCCACCGGGGCGCAUCGAGAACCGCGCCCUCCUCGACUUCGCGGGACCCAUCCACCUCGGCUCGUCGGGCCUGUCGGGCCCAUCCCUGAAGCAGGAGCUCGAGGCAGGGAAAGACUAUGUCGUCGUUAGCGACAAGACGUGGCGCCUAGUUACCCUCUGGUAUGGUGGCGGCCCAGCCAUCGAGCGCACGGCGGUGCUUGAGGGGCUCGCCCCCCAUGCGAAGAAGCCGAGGAUCAACCUCUGCCCCAUGCGGCUGGAGGUGUGGUGCCACAACGAGAAGGGGUGCAAAUACCUGGAGGCGGACGCGGCGGGCACGGUGGCGGAGCUCAAGGCGCGAGCUUGCGCCUUAUUCAAGGUGCAGGAGGUGGACGUGAGGAUCUGGGACUACUUCCAGCACUCCAAGUACAAGGACCUGGAGGGCUGCCUGGAUCAGAAGCUGCCCGACGCGCGCAUCAUGGAGGACCAGCCCAUACUGCUGGAGGACAAGGAUGCCCCCGAGGAGGACGCGCGCGGCCCGCCGCCCGUCAUCCAGCUGGGCGGCUCCGGCUUCGCCAGCGGCGCGGCGGGCGGCAGCCCGAGGGCAGGCAGCGGGAGCGGGCGGCUGCCGGGUCCGUCGUUCCGCCUGGGGACAUCAGAAGACGCGCUCAACGAGCGCGCGAACGCGCGGCCGGGCCUGGCGGGGCUGCAGAACCUGGGCAACACGUGUUUCAUGAACUCCAGCCUGCAGUGCCUCAUGCAUGCGGCGCCGGUGCUCAAGACUGGGCGGCGGCCCUGGGCGGCGUGGCGGCGGCGGCGGCGGCGCAGUGGGUUGAAGGAGUGGUCGGGGCCAGGCGCGGCGGUUUUUUUGACGGGCGCUUACGAGGCGGACGUGAACACGUCCAACCCCCUGGGCAUGAAGGGGGAGCUGGCGCACGCGUUUGGGAAGCUGGUCGGGCACCUCUGGAGGGGCGGCGUGGGCGCGGUGGUGCCUCGCGGGUUCAAGUCGAGCCUGGCGCAGUUUGCCCCCCAGUUCAGCGGCUACCAGCAGCACGACAGCCAGGAGGGAUGUGCGUGA
Molecule: messenger RNA, 1356 nt
Organism: Monoraphidium neglectum
Lineage: Eukaryota; Viridiplantae; Chlorophyta; Chlorophyceae; Sphaeropleales; Selenastraceae
Product: Putative ubiquitin carboxyl-terminal hydrolase 11
Exons: 10
Coding region: 1-1356 (451 amino acids)
Biological process (GO): protein deubiquitination
Molecular function (GO): cysteine-type deubiquitinase activity
Source: RefSeq, a predicted model, not a curated record